Molecule: messenger RNA, 1290 nt
Organism: Talaromyces proteolyticus
Lineage: Eukaryota; Fungi; Ascomycota; Eurotiomycetes; Eurotiales; Trichocomaceae
Product: RNA polymerase subunit
Exons: 3
Coding region: 223-933 (236 amino acids)
Biological process (GO): DNA-templated transcription
Cellular component (GO): RNA polymerase I complex; RNA polymerase III complex; RNA polymerase II, core complex
Molecular function (GO): DNA-directed RNA polymerase activity; DNA binding
Source: RefSeq, a predicted model, not a curated record
GUCUUUAGCGCAGAAGCAAAUCGAAGUCGACUGCACUUCUCGCCUUGUCUUGUCUUUUUUUCCCUGGUGUCUGGUAGACGGUGGAAUACAGCGCAUCUGAUGCUAGCGCCUAGUUAAUUCUACAAAGGCAUCUUACUCUGAAGAGCCGCCCAGCUGGUCAUCUGCAAGCUUUUACUCUCUAUUCUCACAGCGUGCGCUGCGGCGCAUCCGACAAAAUACACCAUGGAAGACGAUUAUUCCUCUCUCACUGAUGAGAACAUGCGCCAAAUCUCCAGGCUAUGGCAUACCUGGAGGACGGUUCACCAGAUGCUCGACGACCGGGGCUAUGAAGUUUCCGACGAGGAGUUGAGCAUUUCCCACGAUGCCUUUCGGCAAAAAUAUGCAGAUGCAAUGGGAUUCGUGGAUCGAUCCAGAAUGAGAAUCGUCGCCAUCCCCUCCGAUGCCAUGAAGGCCAAAUACACACCGCUGAAAAAGCGAUCAACUGACCCUGAACCCAUUCCUGACUGCGGAACAAUAUACGUCGAAUUCUGCAACGACUCUAGCGGGGUCGGCGCCAAACAAGUGCGCGCUUUCAUCCACACAGUUGAUGAAGGAAACUACCACUCCGGCGUAUUCAUCACACAAACCCCCAUUUCGCCCUCGGCCGUUCGUCUUUUAACCACCCUCGACAAGCACAUCUGUGAGCAUUUCCAGGAAUCCGACCUUCUGGUCAAUAUCACGCGUCAUGAACUUGUACCCAAACAUGUCCUGUUGAGCGCAGAAGAAAAGGCGCGCUUGCUAGACCGGUAUCGUUUGAAGGAGUCACAGCUGCCUCGUAUACAGGUCUCGGAUCCUGUUUCGCGUUAUCUUGGUUUGCGCCGGGGCCAGGUUGUGAAGAUUAUCCGAAAAAGUGAAACAGCAGGUCGAUAUGCCAGUUACCGCUGGGUUAUCUAGAUUCGUCCUUUGAAGAUGGCGAUGAUUUGGGGGCAUUAGCUCUGCCAGUAUUGUUCGGGCGACGGAGUCCAUGACAACAAAGAUUACAAAAAGGCAUAGGGAACGGAUGAAAACUAAAACAAAAGAACCAUUCAUCUGAGAAAGACAGCAUGGCGUAAUGGCGUGGGGAAAUUGACGUGUUGAUAUUUUGACAUUCCAGGCACAGCUCCGGCGGUCGGCCUUCUCGAUUGUACCAUGAUGUAUUUAUGUUUGCUUCUUGAAUUACGUUACAUGGAACAACUAGCUAUCUAAUUUUAGGAAUUAAAAGAGCAUAUACCUGUUAAAUCGAUUAUUAUCGCCACUAGAUGAGAAGACUCA